AUGGAAGAUCAGACCGUCAAAGCACCUACAGAUCAUGUCGAAUCAAAGAGCGAAUCGGCAGCCGUCAACAGUCGCCAGGACAAGGCGAACAUGGUCUUGGGUGAUUCGGGGCAGCGUAUCGCCCUGACCCCCGAGAACAAUUCGCGAGUUCUGAGGCGGAUCGAUCUGUUUGUCCUACCAGUCGUCCUGGGAAUAUACUUUCUUCAAGCGCUAGACAAGGCUACGCUCGCGUACGGCUCAGUCUUUGGACUGGUGGAGGACGCGCACCUCCAUGGUCAUCAGUAUUCGUGGCUGGGCUCGGUGGUUUAUCUCGCUCAACUGGUGGCACAGCCCAUUAUCGCAUAUAUGCUUGUCAAGCUGCCGUUGGGAAAGUUUCUGGCUAUCAUCGUUUUGCUCUGGGGUAUCGCACUAUCCGCCAUGCCGGCAGCACACAACUUUGGCGGGUUGUUAGUAUGUCGUCUGUUUCUGGGGAUAUUCGAGGCUGGUGUCGCGCCUGCGUUUAUUGCUUUGACCCAAAUGUGGUGGCGUCGACGUGAGCAACCGGUCAGGUUGGGUGCGUGGUACGCCAUGAACGGCAUCACAAACAUCUUUGGAUCGCUCUUGACCUAUGGCAUCGGUCAUAUUGACUCGCCUCAUCUCAAGCCGUACCAGAUCAUUUUCUUGUUCUUCGGGCUGAUCACGAUAGCAUACUCGGCCGUUGUUUGGUUCUUCCUUCCGGAUUCGCCUGUUUCGGCCCGGUUCUUGCACGGGGAGGAUAGGUUGGUAGCGAUUGAAAGAUUGCGGGCGAACAACCAGGGUGUCGAGGGCAAUGAAUGGAAGUGGUCUCAUGUCAAAGAGGCCGCUAUGGACCUCAAGACCUGGCUGUGGGCAGCAAUGAUGUUCUCAAUCUCCGUUCCAAGUGGCGGAGUGUCGACCUUUGGCCCCCUGAUCAUCAAGAACUUCGGCUUCAAUAGGUUCCAAACCAUCCUUCUCAACAUGCCAUUCGGAGCAGUUCAGUUAAUCGCUACUAUGGGUGGUGCCUGGGUUGCAACCAAGAUCAAGUGGAAGUCUCCAGUCUUAGCCUUCCUCAGUCUGCCGCCUAUUGCUGGAUGCGUCAUGUUGCUUCAUUUGCCGCGAGGUCCGUCAGAAAAAGGACCGCUCCUCGUAGCAUAUUAUCUGAUAUCAGUAUAUCCUGGCAUUACACCUCUUAUAUACUCCUGGAGCGCCGGAAAUACCGCAGGAGAAACGAAAAAGAAGACAGUUACCGGCUUGCUCUUUGUCUUCCAGUGUGCUGGAAACGUGCUAGGACCAAAUUUGUAUACGACCGGGGAAGCACCUCUUUAUCAUCGAGGACUUUUGUCCAAUCUCGCCCUGUUUGUCGUUUUGAUCGGCUUGUACGCAGUGCAGGUCGUGUACCUCAUGAUGCUGAACAAGAAGCAUGCCCAAAAACGCGAAAGCCUAGGGAAGAAAGCAAGGAUAGUGGACAAGUCAAUGAAGAGAAUCAAGGCUGAAACUGCGCCUUCGGGUGAAGAUGCCGAGGAUGAGGGAUACGGGCAACAUGCCUUUGAUGACAAGACCGACUGGGAGAACGAAGACUUUAUUUUCGUGUACUGA
Messenger RNA from Exophiala spinifera, 1593 nucleotides. RefSeq lists its product as uncharacterized. The record is from RefSeq and is a predicted model, not a curated record. Lineage: Eukaryota; Fungi; Ascomycota; Eurotiomycetes; Chaetothyriales; Herpotrichiellaceae. The transcript has 8 exons. Gene Ontology annotation, cellular component: membrane. Gene Ontology annotation, biological process: transmembrane transport. The coding region runs from base 1 to 1593 and encodes 530 amino acids. Gene Ontology annotation, molecular function: transmembrane transporter activity.